Melopsittacus undulatus (budgerigar) is the source of this 4428-nucleotide messenger RNA. RefSeq names its product dickkopf WNT signaling pathway inhibitor 3 (gene DKK3). Gene Ontology annotation, biological process: multicellular organism development; negative regulation of canonical Wnt signaling pathway. Gene Ontology annotation, molecular function: co-receptor binding; receptor antagonist activity. The record is from RefSeq and is a predicted model, not a curated record. The transcript is spliced from 7 exons. Gene Ontology annotation, cellular component: extracellular region. NCBI's taxonomy places the organism in Eukaryota, Metazoa, Chordata, Aves, Psittaciformes, Psittaculidae. Bases 78 to 1115 code for a protein of 345 amino acids.
CUCCCGCCCAGCCCCGCCCCACCUCGGAGAGCCAGCCCGCACUGCUGAGGGGCAGCGGUGGGAGCGGUGCCUCAGGGAUGCUGCGGAGAGCGGGGCCGCGAUGGCUGCUGCUGGCUGCCGUGCUGGGGGCAAUGUGCUGCGCCGCGGUGGGGGCCAGCAGCCGGCGGCGGGCGGCCAGCCUGGGCGAGAUGCUGCGGGAGGUUGAGGCUCUCAUGGAGGACACUCAGCACAAGCUGCGCAACGCGGUGCAAGAGAUGGAAGCUGAAGAGGAAGGGGCAAAAAAACUGUCAGAAGUAAACUUUGAAAACCUACCUCCCAACUACCAUAAUGAGUCAAACACGGAAACCAGAAUUGGCAAUAAAACUGUUCAGACUCAUCAAGAGAUUGAUAAGGUUACAGAUAACAAAACUGGAUCAACUGUUUUUUCUGAGACAGUUAUUACAUCUAUAAAAGAUGGAGAAAAUAAAAGAAAUCAUGAGUGCAUCAUUGAUGAAGACUGUGAAACAGGGAAAUACUGCCAGUUCUCCACCUUUGAGUACAAAUGUCAGCUCUGUAAAACCCAGCAUACACACUGCUCACGGGAUGUUGAAUGCUGUGGAGACCAGCUUUGCGUUUGGGGUGAGUGCAGGAAAUCCAUUUCAAAAGGAGAGAACGGCACUAUUUGUGAGAACCAGCACGACUGCAACCCUGGAACAUGCUGUGCUUUUCAGAAAGAUCUACUGUUUCCUGUGUGCACUCCAUUACCUGAAGAAGGUGAGCCCUGCCAUGAUCCUUCAAACAGACUUCUCAAUCUGAUUACCUGGGAACUGGAACCUGAUGGAGUGCUUGAGCAGUGCCCAUGUGCAAGUGGCUUGAGCUGCCAGCCUCAGAGCCACAGUGCUACUUCUGUGUGUGAACACUCUGCCAAUGAAACCAGGGAUAAUGAAAAAGAAGAGCCCUUAAUCAUGGAUGAGAUGCCAUUCCUCAGCUUGAUACCCAGAGAGAGUCUUUCUGAUUAUGAAGAAAGCAGCAUCAUUCAGGAAGUGCGUAAAGAAUUAGAAAGUCUGGAGGACAAAGCAGGUUUGAAGCCUGAGCCUGACUCAGCUCGUGACCUGCUCCUGGGAGAUGAAAUUUGAAAGUCCAAACACCACACAGUUAGGUAGUUAUUUCUAGAGAUUUUUGUCUAGUGUCUUGCUUAUAUAAACCCUAAACACAUACCACUGGAUAGAAGUGUAAUAAACAAUGUCUUCAGUGAGCACCCUUUUCUGUGCACCAAACCUGCAUGUCCAAAUGCUUGUUGAAUUCACUCAAUCCUUGGACCAAACCUGCUGUCAAAAACGAAUAAGAGCUAUAUCAGUGUUACUUUUGGGUUAGUACAUUCCCCGUAAACUUAUCAGUAGUUGUACUCAUUAAAAACACACUUAAGCAUCAAUAAUCGUAAGCCAUUAGUGACUGUAGAAGUGACCUUUAAGUAUGUAUGUUUAGUUUUGUUGGGUUUUUUUGUUUCCCCAGGGUAAGAACUAUCUACUUUGGAGACUGAUUUUAAGCAAAUAUUUGUGGGUUUAUUUUUCCUUUAGAAAAUACAAUCAGUGAAGCUGCAAAAUGCAGAUUCUCUGUGUCAUGUCCCCCCGACCAUACACACAUUGUAAGGGUAGAAAAAAAAAGGACACUUACCCUUUUAGAUGAAUAUACCCAGAGCUGCUGUUCAGCUGCAUACAGUGGGUGCCAUGUCCCGCAGCAGCAUGCAGUGUAACUUCAGAACUGGUGUUCCACAGCUAGAGCAUCCCUUAGCUUUAAUACUUUCACAUACAAUGGUUGUUGGCCUUCCCACUACAUACGGGGCACACUAACAAAAAAAAAAGCCUACAACAUUUUCCAUAUAAAUAACUAAUAGUGUGUACAUUCUUAUAUUCAUAUAAUGUUUGGUUUCUAUGUAGGAGCUUUCAAUGUGACUGUUCAGGGCUCUCUCAAGGGCAAAAUAUACUAUCUAAAAUUAAAUUUACAGAACCAACAGAUUCUCUGUUGUACACUGAAUAUGCGGAGUGUCAGCACGAGAAUGGCACAGCUGCAGUUACCAGUCUAUGCCCAAGCUACAGCUGAAUACAGCACCACACACGGCACCAUUCUGCAUUACAAGAACACCUUUACAUACAUUGAUUAAAGGAUCUGCCAACUCCAUUACCUACCCUGUUUGAGAGAGAGUGUGGAUAUAAAUUAAUUCCUGCAGUUUAGCAGUAAGGUAUCUUAACUAGCUGCUUGCAUUUAGAGACUUGUGCUUCUCCUACUUAAUUCUAUUACAUCCAGAGAAAAUUCUUUGAAAAAUGGUUUGUGCUUUGAAUACACUUCAUAAGCAUAAAUCUGUUACAAUGUGUGAUUAUCAUUACCAUCCCAAGAGGUCAUUGAUUUAAGAAAUCAAUACCAAGCUAAGAGUAAAAUCUAAUCCACCAAACUCCCAAACUUCAGGCUUUCUCACCGAACAGUUACUACAAGAGCUGUGCAGUUAUUAAUGUUUUUUUUUUGGCUAUAGAUGCCACCAUCUGCUAUUGCACAUGGUAAAAGAUGCACAAGGUUCCAGCCAAGUAAGUCCAUGUGGAUCUUCCCACAUUAAUCCCUACCCCUUAUGUCCAAUUUGGAACAGUAAAGCAGCUACAAGGCUGUGCUACUUGUAGCUUGCAGCUACUAGGCUGCAAGUCUUUCAUCACUUCUGAUCUAUGAAAGCUUUCCAUCAAUUCCUUGGGUACCACACUCAAUAACCAUUAUCAUUAUGAACAGGAAGGGUAUUUCAUCAGAACAGUCUGACUUCUAGUUUAAGGGUUCAUUCCCACAUUUGUAUCACCAAUUCUCACACCAGCACAUUUACAUACACUCUCAGAGUUCACUGAAUCUGCCUUUCUUUUCCAUCCCCAUUUAAGAUUACCGUGCUAAAAGGCUGCCCACCUAUCUAAAGAGAAUGAAUUGUUACUGAAGUUCUGUUAAAAAUACAUAAUGAACAAAGUAACUGUAAAUACUGCCCUAUGUAAGGAUAGCAUCGUUCUCCCUUCAAGAUUCUUGACACCUCAAUCCUUGGAAGACUCGUACUCAUCAGAAAUUCAGUGAGAUUUCAGUGGAACUAAGUACAUUAAGAGACAUGAAGAUUUUUGUUUCUUUAAAAUGCCCAUGGUCAAAUUAAAAAAAUGUUUAAAAUAAUCAGAAUGUCUCCUGGAACACCUCAGAAUAUAUUCCAGUACACUGGAAGUGCACCACCAGACAAGAAAUCCUUACAAAGAUGCCCCCCUCCCCUCUUGUCCUCUAUCCAAAUUUCUGCCAAGAUUGACAGAUUUAAAAUUAACUUCUUUGAAGAUGUUCUCAAUGGGAGUUUCCAAAAUUGGGCUAGAGAUUAAGCAAGCUUUUGGAAUUCUUCUCUUACCCCUACUUUAUUCCACCUCUAGAUUUUUGGCUCUCCAAACAUUUGGAGAAAUUUCAUGACCCAUUUGAUGAAUUCAAUUUUUCCUCUUCUAAAAUCUCCAAGGGUCUUUCAGCAGUCUGCAUAUACAUGUAAGCAGCAAUUUAAUGCAGUGCUCUACCUACUGGAUAGUACUCUAUGCUUCCUUUGCUCCUGCUUCCACCCCAUCCAUAUUGGACAAGAGAUGGCACAGGUUUAAAAGAAGGGGAAGAAUGAGGAAAUUCCUCUGCAGUGCCUGGUUCUCAAGCUGCCAGAAUCCUCAAGAGUUUUGGGCUGAUCUGGGUCAGUAUGGAUGGAAGAACUGAACUUCCGUUAGUGAAAGCCCUUAUUCCUCUGGAGCAGAACUUAGCUGCCAAUCAAAUUUGGAGUUUAGAUAUUUCACUUCUAAGGAAGUGAAUUCAAGUGAGGAAUUCAAUUCUGGAAAAGGAAACUUACAGUUGAAGCAACUUUUGGUGUGACUCAAAGUAAAGAGGCACAGCAGACAGGCUACAAACCACUCGAGUACACACAGGGGUGUGUGCACAUACACACACAGAUACACACAGAGUCUUGUGAUUCUGACAUUGCCUUGGAAAAUUUGUGUUUUCAGGAAAUAAUUCUGUAAUUUUCCAAAUAAAGCUCACAGCAUUUAAUGAUUAAAAUAACACAAGAGAACGAACAAAUGUUUUAUUGGCAUGUUCAUUGUUGUAAACAGCAUGUGGCAUGAAAAACUUUACCAAAAUCUUUUGAUUGUUAUAAAUUAGGUGGUUUUCCAAAAACUACAGAGAAUUGUUCUCUAUUGAUCUUUAUGGACCAAAGCAAAAAAUUGCUGUUCCUAGGCUUUGCAAUGAAAUCAUGUUGACUGCAUCAGUCUUUGCACCACAACCUUAACUACCGAGUUUGUACGUUGAGGUGUUAGAGGUUGCCCCAAUAUUUGACUACAUAGUGCUACAGAAUCAACUGGGGAAAAGAAAAUGACUUUCAGCGUGUGGAGAAGAUGCAAACUUGUAAUAGUCUCAAAACCAAAA